Molecule: messenger RNA, 549 nt
Organism: Cydia pomonella (codling moth)
Lineage: Eukaryota; Metazoa; Arthropoda; Insecta; Lepidoptera; Tortricidae
Exons: 1
Coding region: 1-549 (182 amino acids)
Source: RefSeq, a predicted model, not a curated record
AUGCUUGUUUUCCGAUACGGCAAGGGUCCGGAGGUAGUUCCGCCAGUUUAUUUGAAUGGUUCGCCGGUUCGGGUCGUAACAUCUUUCAAGUACUUAGGCCAUUUUCUAACGGAGAACCUUCGCGACGACAUGGACAUGGAGCGAGAGCGCCGUGCGCUCGCGGUCCGCUGUAACAUGCUGUCGCGAAGAUUCUCCAAGUGCACCACGGACGUAAAAACUACUCUAUUUAGGGCAUUCUGCCAGUGCUUUUAUACAUGCUCACUAUGGUGUAACUACACCAAACGCUCAUAUAACGCGCUCAGGGUUCAGUAUAACGAUGCGUUCAGAAUACUCAUGAAACAACCUCGCUACUGCAGUGCUAAGACCAUGUUUGCUGAUGCGGGAGUACCUGAUUUUUAUGCAAUCAUGCGGUCACGCAUAGCUUCGGUCUGGGCAAACGUAUGGCAAAAUUCGCAGCAAAAUGAUAUUCUGGCGCUGUUUACUGUCAACCCGAGCAAUAAGAUCCUAAAGCACUGGACAGCCGUGCACCUGGACGAAAAUGGUAAAUAA